Zingiber officinale is the source of this 990-nucleotide messenger RNA. Its product is annotated as carbonic anhydrase, chloroplastic-like. NCBI's taxonomy places the organism in Eukaryota, Viridiplantae, Streptophyta, Magnoliopsida, Zingiberales, Zingiberaceae. Gene Ontology annotation, biological process: carbon utilization. Bases 174 to 860 code for a protein of 228 amino acids. Gene Ontology annotation, molecular function: zinc ion binding; carbonate dehydratase activity. The record is from RefSeq and is a predicted model, not a curated record. The transcript has 6 exons.
ACAACGAACCAACCAUGCUCACGGCCACCUCAAUCUCCUCCACAAUUUUAGCAAAGCAGCGGAGACACUAAGAAAGCAAAGCUCAUCAUCCUUUCCCAGCCUUAUCCUCUUCUUCUUCUUGAUCUCCAUAACCAUCUAGUUGAGCUUCCACCAUAACUCCGAACUCGAAGGAGAUGGGAACUAUCGAGCGCUUCCAAUCCGGUUUCGAGCUCUUCAAGACGGAGGUCUAUGACAAGAAGCCUGAUCUGUUUGGUCCACUGAAGGAGGGCCAAAGCCCCAAGUACCUUGUCUUCGCGUGCUCCGACUCGCGUGUGUGCCCUUCAGUGGUGCUCAAUUUUCAGCCUGGUGAAGCUUUCACCAUCCGCAACAUCGCCAACACAAUCCCUCCCUAUGACCCGGCAGACAUCCUUGCUCAGUUUUCCCUGUCAUGCGAUCUCCGAGUGCUGUCUUUUUUUAUGUUUGAUUCUUCUUCUGUGCAGGUCAAGUAUGGAGGAACUGGAGCGGCCAUUGAGUAUCCUGUGGUCCAUCUCAAGGUGGAGAAUGUAAUUGUGAUCGGGCACAGUCGGUGCGGUGGAAUCAAGGCGCUCUUGUCCACCAAGGACGAUGGCUCCACCAGCACUGCCUUCAUUGAGGACUGGGUGAAGGUUAGUCUGCCGGCAAAGAAGAAGGUGGAGGAGGAGCACGCCUCCCUGCCACUUGAAGAGAAGUUGACCAUAGCAGAGAAGGAGGCAGUUAACUCGUCCCUAGCCAACCUCAAGACAUACCCUUUUGUGACAGAGGCCAUAGAAAAGGGAGCCUUGAAGUUGUUUGGCGCACACUAUGACUUCGUCAAUGGCAAGUUUGAGAUAUGGGAGGCCUAACCUUGCCCUUGGUUUUUAAUGAUGGGAGUCUACUACUGUAUCUAUGUUAUCUUAAUGAACCAGACCAUGGUGUCUAUGCUCUGUGUUGUAUGGCGUUGGACCUUAUGUAUGGGAUGUUAGAUCUUGUAAA